ACAAGCAAGGUUGUUUGGGUACAAACCUCCAUUGACCUGGUUAAGCCGGGCUACUAAGAAACUCAUCAGUAGCGCACAUUGUAUGGAUGUUUUUUAUCGUCGGUGUCGGCGGCAUAUGGUUUCUUGCGAUAGGACAUGCCAACAUGGACGAACUUCAUCGCAGAAACCCAGCUUACGCCCACCAGAGGAUACCUUGUACCGGUGAGUUGGACAGUCGGCUUGCAUCUUGCAUGUCUCCUGUUAUGCAAGAUCGACAAUUUGGCUGCUUGAAACAAAUACAUGGGCAACUCAUUCGAGGACCUUCACGAGGAAAAUUAAAUAAUUUGAUUCCCAACCAUCGACUACCCAACCAUCGGAAUCUGAGGCAGCCGUGGGGACGGACAUCAUAACUGUCCAAAGCGUCAGAGCUGCGUUACUUGCUGCAAGAAUGCUACUUACGAGUAGUUCGUACCUCCAGUGGCAGUGUGCACCGCCAAAAUGGAGUUCUCAGUAUGACUGCAACAUUGUUUGGCUUUCUUUG
Messenger RNA from Suillus clintonianus, 520 nucleotides. RefSeq lists its product as uncharacterized. NCBI's taxonomy places the organism in Eukaryota, Fungi, Basidiomycota, Agaricomycetes, Boletales, Suillaceae. The record is from RefSeq and is a predicted model, not a curated record. Bases 87 to 389 code for a protein of 100 amino acids. The transcript has a single exon.